Cyprinus carpio (common carp) is the source of this 3306-nucleotide messenger RNA. Its product is annotated as mitochondrial glutamate carrier 1-like. Gene Ontology annotation, biological process: aspartate transmembrane transport; L-glutamate transmembrane transport; malate-aspartate shuttle. Gene Ontology annotation, molecular function: L-aspartate transmembrane transporter activity; L-glutamate transmembrane transporter activity. The record is from RefSeq and is a predicted model, not a curated record. The transcript has 9 exons. NCBI's taxonomy places the organism in Eukaryota, Metazoa, Chordata, Actinopteri, Cypriniformes, Cyprinidae. The coding region runs from base 1459 to 2331 and encodes 290 amino acids.
CUCCAGGUCUGCGCUCGAGGUCUGAACUUCCUUUACUGAUCACUGCAAGAAGCUCUCAUCAAACUCAACCUUCAUCUCAUUCCUGAAUUACUCCCUUCAAAAUGUCUCAGCAAAUCAGCCUCCCUGCCAAACUGAUUAAUGGUGGCGUUGCUGGCAUCGUUGGGGUCACUUGCGUGUUUCCCAUCGAUUUGGCCAAGACCAGACUCCAGAACCAAAGACAAGGCCAGCAAGUCUACAAGAGCAUGAUUGACUGCCUCAUCAAAACAGUGCGAUCUGAGGGAUACUUUGGCAUGUAUAGAGACAUGGGUCCCCGCUGGGAUAGUGAAGGCUAGCCGAUAAGGCGCAGCCACGCUGGAGGCAAAUCAUUUAUCAUGGUUCUUACUCACUCUGCUCUUACAAUUAGGCACCAAUUUUUGUUUUAUUUAUACAUAAUUGUUGAAUUUUGAUAUUUACACUUUUGCUUCUUAUUUCUUUGUAGUUUUUUUUUCCUCCUCCACUUUCUUCACUGUCCUUGCUCUUGUCUCAUUCAGUACUAACCCAUCUUGCCAUGUUUUGUUGGAUAUUCAUCUUCAUCACUUACGCUCAUUAUCUGCUUUGUCUUUUUUAAGGUCUUUUUAUUUGAUCAUGUGAACAACUGCUGUGCUUUCUUUAAAGACAGUGGCAUCUUAAAAUUACUGGUUUCAAUUAGGACUGGGCAGUAUGACCCUAUUCUAAUUCAAUUUUUAUUUUUUUUGCCUAAAUUCAACCCAUAAUGUUUUAUCUUGCAUAAUAAUAUAGUUAUACCUCUUUGAUAAUAUAAUGAAUAAUUUACAAAUUUAGGUUACUUAGUCUUUCUUUUCUUUUAUAUGGAUUAUUUUCUUUAGUAUGUGAAAAUGAGCAAUGCACAACAAAUCCAUACGUCUCUAAAACAGAUUUCACUUCAUUUAACACUUGUUUAAAAACUAGGCUCAAUACAGUACAUUAUAAAAAAAUUUUUGGAGCUGUUGUGACCUCACAUCAGAUGACUAAUAUUAAAACUACACUUAGUAUGUGCAACACAUCGGAACUACACAAAGCGGUCUGCAAUAUAAGCGGCUGUUUGGAGAAUAGGCUGUAUUUCUCUCUUUUGUUUGCAGAUUAAUCACUGCAUAAACAGCACAGCAAAAUCUCCCUGCUGACACACUUCUCUUCUAUUAUAUACCGUGAUACUGCACAACCCUAAUGUCGGUCAAUUUCUGGAAUGUGCCUGCCUUCAUUUGUUUUACUACAUUUAUCUGAAUAUUCUAUCCUGUUUUUCUGUCCACUGUUUGUUUAUAUACUAGUUAAUUUUUUGGUUUUGUUCACAUUAUGUAAAAUCCCCCUCCAUCAUCAUCUCACAGUUCUGUCAUAAGCUUUGCUUAUAUUCUUACAGUCUGUUUGCAUUUUUAUCAGUUUAAAUGGUAUUUGAUAAGGUCAUGUUGUAGAUUUAUCUCUGGUUUGAUGGUGGUGGGGAAUGUGUUUGCUGAUCUGUCAUCAGUUGUGAUGGUUUUCUUUAACCCUGUGUUUGUUUGUCUUUUAGGUGCUGCGGUUAAUCUUACCUUGGUCACUCCAGAGAAGGCCAUCAAACUGGCUGCCAAUGACUACUUCCGGUGCCACCUUUCCAAAGAUGGGAGAGGGCUGACUGUAUUUAGAGAGAUGUUGGCUGGAUGUGCUGCAGGCAUGUGCCAGGUUAUCGUCACUACUCCAAUGGAGAUGCUGAAAAUUCAACUACAGGAUGCUGGGAGACUAGCCGCUCAGCAGAGAAAACCAUGCAUCAUUCCUUCCAAUAGACUGGCGACCACAAACGCAGUGUUGAGUCGCUCCUACAACGUGGUGCCCAACACCUCACCCAGGGCCGUAUCUGCCACCCAGAUCGCAAGAGAGUUACUGCACACUAGAGGCAUUCAGGGGCUCUACAGAGGCCUUGGUGCAACUCUAUUGAGAGAUGUACCUUUCUCAAUCAUCUACUUCCCUCUCUUUGCAAAUUUGAACAAGCUGGGUAAGCCCUCCCCUGAGGAGACUGCACCGUUUUAUUGGUCAUUCAUCUCUGGAUGUGUCGCAGGCUCCACAGCUGCUGUUGCCGUUAACCCAUGUGAUGUGGUUAAGACCAGGCUGCAGUCUCUAAGCAAAGGAGCCAAUGAGGAAACCUACAGUGGCAUAAUUGACUGUUUCGGCAAGAUCAUGAAGCGAGAAGGGCCAUCAGCUUUCCUUAAGGGAGCGGGCUGCAGGGCUCUAGUCAUGGCACCAUUGUUUGGUAUCGUACAGGUCAUGUACUUCAUCGGCGUGGGAGAGUUUAUCAUGAGCCAGUCCUCCCUAAAGCUAAUCUCUGACUGAACAGACCCCAGUACCUCUUAGACUGUGGCAGCUACACAACCAACUCUACAUUUACAAGAGUAGAUAAACAUUAAUCAAGAUGGUAGAGUUGUCGAGAGAACGGCAAGUUCUACUCUGGUUAAGUUUCUGUUUUUUUCCAGCCUUACCACACUUCCUCUAUGGUUUACAGGCUUAUUUGAUGGGCUGUGGCCAGCGUUUUGCACUUGUUGGUAAGGAUAUGUCUGGAGGAGAGCGCUUGACGUGCUUGUUUUCUUGAAGCAUAUGUGAAGGUUUCCCCUCAAUGAGGGAGACUGGUGUCACUAUAAUGACACUGUUUUUCUUGACUUUUUUUUUCAUCUAUCUACAAUUCUUUUUGUAUUAAAUUCUUUUUUUUUUCUACUCAGAAUUCAUUUAUUUCUGUUCCUGUCACUGUUUUCAGUGUCUAAACAUUUGGGUUACUUAAUGCUUUUGAAGCUUUCAGACCUUGUAACUCUAAAUUGUUCAUAGUUUUAGGGAAUGUCAUAGACUUUAAUUCAGUUUCAUUCCAUCAGAUGCACAUCGUGGUCCAUUGCAGUUUCUGAGCUGAUUUUGGAGAAGGUACAUGGGGUGCAGUCUAAAAUGAAGUAUGCAGUGGCUACCUAAAACAGCCUAACAUUUGAUGCAUAUUUUAUUUAUGCAAUAUUUAAGGCAUUUAUUUUUCUUUUGUUAUAUGGACCAGCAUGUUACAACUGUAGCUUCCAGGGAUUUCUUAUCCCAGAGCUUAGGUCAUUAUUUUCAGGUCGUGUGUUUGCCUUAAAUUAACAUGAAAGACAAACUCUUCACAAAGUUUGAGGGACCUGGCCUCGAGCAAAAGGCUGUAUGUUUAAGUGCUGUGAUGUUUGAUGACAGUAUUAACAUUUUCCUACAAUGACGCCUCAAUGCAAAAUGUAUUAAUUUUUGUUUAAUGCAAUGGUCUAAUUCAACAUUACAAAAAUGAAUUAAAAAAAUGUGUAUUUA